AUAGAGCUGUUUACCAUGCUGUCGUUAGAAAGCUGCCACAUCAAGAGUUAGGACACACAAUAGACCAAAAGCAGAAGAAACGUCACAGCACACAUUCUAAAUUGGGACGAAGAGGUGAAGGAGGAAAAAAAACAGAGGAAGUGCUCUGUUUUCUUUGUGGUUUCUCUGGGUUCGUGAUUUUCAUCAAAAGAUCUCACCUUUAGUGCUGUGGACAAGUUUUGCUUGAGAUGGCUGACAAGGAAGAAGCCAUGCAUGCUGUUUUGAAGGAAGCUGUGGAUUUGGAAAACGUGCCACUCGAAGAGGUUUUUCAGACUCUGAGGUGUGAUUCAAAUGGACUCACAACAAAAUCUGCUGAGGAGAGGUUGGCCAUUUUUGGCCACAACAAACUUGAAGAGAAACAGGAGAGCAAGGUUUUGAAGUUUUUGGGAUUUAUGUGGAAUCCUCUUUCAUGGGUCAUGGAAGCUGCAGCAAUCAUGGCCAUUGCUAUGGCCAAUGGAGGCGGCAAACCUCCUGAUUGGCAAGACUUCGUUGGGAUUAUCACACUCCUUAUUAUCAAUUCAACAAUAAGUUUCAUAGAGGAGAACAAUGCUGGUAAUGCCGCAGCAGCUUUGAUGGCUCGUCUAGCACCUAAAGCAAAGGUCCUUCGGGAUGGGAAAUGGAUUGAAGAGGAUGCCAGUGUUCUUGUUCCAGGGGAUAUAGUUAGUGUUAAGCUAGGUGAUAUUAUCCCUGCGGAUGCUCGUUUACUUGAAGGUGAUCCGUUGAAGAUUGAUCAGUCCGCACUUACUGGUGAGUCUCUUCCUGUGACAAAAGGCCCUGGUGAUAGUGUUUAUUCAGGCUCCACAUGCAAGCAGGGAGAGAUAAAUGCAGUUGUUAUAGCCACGGGAGUUCAUACCUUCUUUGGCAAAGCUGCUCACCUUGUGGACUCCACAAAUCAAGUUGGUCAUUUUCAGAAGGUUCUGACUGCUAUUGGGAACUUCUGCAUAUGUUCCAUUGCUGUGGGAAUGAUAAUAGAGAUCAUUGUCAUGUACCCAAUUCAACACCGACAAUAUCGUCCUGGGAUUGACAAUCUGCUUGUGCUUCUCAUUGGAGGAAUUCCUAUAGCCAUGCCUACUGUUUUGUCAGUGACAAUGGCUAUUGGAUCCCAUCGCUUAGCUCAACAGGGUGCUAUUACUAAAAGAAUGACAGCCAUAGAAGAGAUGGCAGGAAUGGAUGUAUUAUGUAGUGACAAAACUGGAACUUUGACUUUGAAUAAACUGUCAGUAGACAAGAAUCUUAUUGAGAUUUUUACUAAAGGAGUUGAUGUAGAUACAGUUGUUCUCAUGGCUGCUCGGGCUGCAAGAUUGGAAAACCAAGAUGCUAUAGAUGCUGCUGUUGUAGGGAUGUUAGGUGAUCCAAAAGAGGCAAGAGCUGGUGUUCAAGAGGUUCACUUCCUUCCCUUCAAUCCAACUGACAAACGGACUGCCAUGACUUAUGUAGACAGUGAAGGUAAAAUGCAUCGCGUGAGCAAAGGUGCACCAGAACAGAUUUUGAAUCUUUCACACAAUAAGUCAGAGAUAGAACGCAGAGUUCAUUCUGUCAUCGAUAAGUUUGCAGAGCGUGGCUUACGGUCUCUUGCAGUGGCUUACCAGGAAGUUCCUGAUGGGAUAAAAGAAAGCCAAGGAGGGCCUUGGCAAUUUCUUGGACUCUUGCCUCUGUUUGACCCCCCUAGACAUGAUAGUGCUGAGACAAUAAGAAGG
Messenger RNA from Vigna umbellata (rice bean), 1736 nucleotides. The record is from RefSeq and is a predicted model, not a curated record. Lineage: Eukaryota; Viridiplantae; Streptophyta; Magnoliopsida; Fabales; Fabaceae.